Molecule: messenger RNA, 2160 nt
Organism: Orbicella faveolata
Lineage: Eukaryota; Metazoa; Cnidaria; Anthozoa; Scleractinia; Merulinidae
Product: bifunctional coenzyme A synthase-like
Biological process (GO): coenzyme A biosynthetic process
Molecular function (GO): ATP binding; dephospho-CoA kinase activity
Source: RefSeq, a predicted model, not a curated record
GACUACGUGUCAUUACGCAAUAAAACGCCUUGAAGCAAAAAGUGUUUUAGACCUCAAUUCUAUUGCAACACAAUAGCCAAACAAAGAUGUUUCGUUACGGGCUGUUAGUGUUGUCUCCUUCUUGCAUUAGGACCAAAAUACCCGCCCUAUUGAAGCAAGUGUCAGAGGAAGUCAAAGAAGUUUUGUACGUUGACAUCUACGAACCUGAUUACGUGUGCCACCAUGUCCGGAGUUUGUACGAACUGUUGGUCGAUGUGUACGGUAGCAGUUCUUCAAGAACCGGCCAGCUUGACGUUCGCGUUCUUCUCCCUCGGACUUUGACCGCGAACAACAAAAAAAGCGAAGAAGUAAGACAUCUUUUUAAGAAGCCCGAGGUCGCAUUUGUUCGUGAUGUUUUCGGACAAGAUCCGUCGAAAGACGUCGGUCUAUUCGAGUUAAAGCAGUGGAUGACAAGGCGUUUUCAGCUCACCGAUCUCGACAGAAAGUUAAGGUAUUUGAAAGUCGAGGAAGAAAGGAUCAACAAUGAAAUUACAAGCAAGCAGCGUAGUCUCGAUCUCAACGGUGCUUGCUUGCAAACAUACAAAGAAGUUGUUCUGGGAGGGACAUUCGACCAUAUGCAUUCCGGUCACCGGCUACUCCUUGCUGCAGCUUCUUUAAUCUGUGAUAAACGAAUCACUGUUGGCCUAAGUGAGGGUCCCCUUCUGCAAAGGAAGAUCUUAAAAGAACUAAUAGAGCCUUUUCAGGACAGGAAGACAAAACUGGAAGAAUUUAUCGAUGAUGUAAAGCCAGGUCUUGAGCACAACAUCAUACCACUGAUUGACCCUGUUGGCCCAGCAGGGACAGAUCCAGAGUAUCAGUGCCUGGUUGUUAGUAAAGAAACAGAGAAAGGAGGAUUCAUGGUGAAUGACGUGCGAGAAAAGAAAGGUUUAAACCCACUGGACGUGCAUGUGAUCGAUAUUGUCGUUGAGAAAGAUGGUGAACUUGUCCAUGGAACACAUCAUGAAGGUGAUGAAAAGAUGAGCUCUACUAUGGAAAGACGGAAACUCUUAGGAACACUUUUGAGGCCUGUUGUUAGCAAAGAGAUGGAGCAAGACCAGCCAUAUGUCAUUGGUCUAACUGGAGGAAUUGCCAGCGGGAAGUCUGCAGUCUGCCAGAGACUUAAAGGUUUAGGAGCUGCCGUCAUCAACUGUGACCAGCUGGGCCACCAAGCUUACACACCUGGGAAGAAAGCAUACAAGGAAAUCAUUGAGAAUUUUGGAAGUGGCAUUUUAACAGAGGAACAGACUAUAAACAGAAGGGCUUUAGGUUCCAUAGUUUUCGCUGACAAGACCAAGCUGGCAUUGCUAAAUCGCAUAGUUUGGCCAGAAAUUAUGACACAAGCACAAGCAGAAAUUCAAAGAUAUGGAGAAGGAGGGUUCAAGGUUUGUGUUUUGGAUGCUGCAGUUCUCUUGGAGGCAGGCUGGGACAGUGCUACAGAUGAAGUGUGGGUGACUUUUGUUCCUGAGAAUGAGGCUCUAUCACGCAUUCUGUCACGAGAUGGUAUUACUCAAGAACAAGCGGUGAACAGAAUUAAAUCACAAAUAACCAAUGAAGAAAGGGUCAUGAAGGCCAAUGUCGCUAUCUGCACCUUGUGGGAACCCGUAUAUACCCAACAGCAAGUUGAAAGGGCAUGGGAACAUUUACUAGAAAGAAUUUAGUUUAUUUUUUUCAUUCUGAGUUAUAUGAAAGAUAUUUCAUGAAAGAUAUUACAGUAAUAUAAGUAUGUCCACAGAGCACCAGUGCACAAAAUAUGUGCCACAGGUGUCAUAGAUAUAGGUAAUAAUUGCUAUUUUUACAUUAUUUUUCUCCUUUGUAAUCAAAUUAUUUAAUAUACCACUGCAAUACAAAUGAAGUGAUUAUCAUCACUUGAUCAACUUUGAAUUCCUAAGUUAUUUGCAGUUUUGAUUGAAUAGAAGAUUACUAUAUUUCAAAAUGGUGAGUUUGUUGUCAAUAUCACAUUUUCCUACAAAAUAUCCUUUGAUUAGUAAUGAAUGAUGUUAUUUUUAUAAUCUAUCAAAUACUUUCACUCGUGCUUGAUUGGUUUAAACAUGUCACGUGACUGAAUAUUCCUGGGGAAUAUCCAAGUGAUAUUCCCCAAUUUUCAAAACUACGCUUGUUGCG